Molecule: messenger RNA, 642 nt
Organism: Neospora caninum
Lineage: Eukaryota; Apicomplexa; Conoidasida; Eucoccidiorida; Sarcocystidae
Exons: 1
Coding region: 1-642 (213 amino acids)
Source: RefSeq, a predicted model, not a curated record
AUGGCGUGCAGAGGUACCUUAUCAGUUAGGCAGUGGGCAGUUUCUUUGUGCAUUUUCGUGGCACUAGCGGGCGAGAGUCGUUUUUGCACCGGCGCCCAAGGAACUGUCUUCGACGCCGUUAUUGACGUUGAACACCCGAAACAUCUGUCGGUUUCAAUGCGCUAUGGGGACCAAAUGCGGUUCUUCUGCAAAGGGGCGACCGCGAUUAUUCCGCAAGCUUUCAAGAGUAAGUGCUGCAACGCUUACCGAGCAAUCUGUACGCCGGGGAACAUUGAGUCUGAGUAUAGUGGGAUGUUCCCCCUCGCAGACGAGGGGUUUUCAUUCUGGAGUGCAGGGGAUGGCGUAAACGCUGCAGCCAUGUUUACCCUACCUCCGCAAAAGAAUGGAAAUCGCUAUGAAACGCGGUUCAGCCUGGGCUGUGUAGGUGCACGGAACCAGGUGUCCGCCGUCGAUGUCACCAUCGCCGCGUCUGGGUACAAUCUGCGUGAACAUUUUGAAGAUGCCAUGAAAAAACCUGUUCAUGACGAGGAGGAGAAAAACCCCCAGACAGUGACAGAGUCCGGGGUUGGAGCGGACGUCCUCUCUCCUCUCGGUUUGUUAGUCUCGAUUCUCACCCUCGCAAGCGUGUCGCAAACACUUUGA